AUGGAUGCCAGUCACAACUUUCCUCAUGAAAUGCUGACCAUUAUCAUCUUGAUAGGGGGUGUGGUUGGUGUUGAGGAAUCUAAUGCCUGUGUAGGUUGUGUGGUGGGACUUCUCUGCUUCAUGGCCAUUGCAGUACUGUCAUGUUGCAUCUAUCAUUCUGGGCCUGGCGCCGCCUCAGUAGGGGGGGCAGCGGGGAGGAGAGCGCGGAGCUGGGGGAGGGGAAGGGGCGGGGAGGAGAGGGCGGAGCAGUUGCAGAAGCUGCUGGGAGAGCGCGCGGUGGGAUCACACGGCGGCCCGGCGGCGGCGGCGGCGGCGGCGGCGGCGGCGGCGGCCCAGAGACCGGAGCGCCGAGACCGCGGACCGCGGCCUACACGGAGCCUUCUUUUCACCGGAGGACCAGUGAUCUGCAGUCUUCAACACAGAGGUUCCAAUACUAUGUUGAAUAGAAGUGGUAAGAAUAGGCAUCCCUGUUAUGUUCCUGAAUUUAAUGGGAAGGCUGAUUGUUUAAUACUGAGCAUGAUACUAGCUGCAGCAUUGUCAUAUAUGGCCAUUACUGCAUUCAGAGAAAUUGAAACAAAUGGAGUACUAACAAAUUCAGAUUAAGUAAGUUUUGGAUCAAACUAUAUUAUACCAUGUAUCAAAAAUAAUAUGGUCUAUAUAACCCAGACAGUAAAAUUGCUUAUUUCUUCUAUUUAUAUAAUAAGUUGUAUUUAGCUCUCCUUACCUUUAUGGGCUUUUAUGGAAAUAUGCUUAUGAGAGAUAUACCUACCACCUACCUCCCUGUUUCAACCUCCCACUGACAUUAACACCCUAGGAGGAGAAGGACCAAAGAGAAGCAUGCUUUUUUAUAUACAUAGGAGAUGAAGUCAGUUGAGGUGAUGGGGAGAGCACUAUAAGAAAUGACGACCAAGCUGGCUAUUGGAGGGAAGCUGUAGUUUCUUUAUUUUUUCUUAUUAUGUUUGUACAGCUUUAUUUCUUAUUAUAUUUUGAGACCCAAUUUAAUCACUCAUGGCUUUGAACAAAUUGGAAAACCAAAGAUGUGUUUUUGGCAUCAGUCAAGUCUUGGUCUGUUGAGAUUACAUUAGCUGCAGGUCAUAUUCAUCCUGAGGAUGAUCCUCCCAUUUAGGAGAUUUUUAUAACUUGAAGUCAGGAAUAGCUCCCAGAUACAUUGGCUCAGGCUUUUACUUCUAUGUGUGUAUGUGCGUGUGUGUGUGUGUGUUUAUGUAAAUACUUUUAGUCACAGUUCACAGACCCCUACUGUCAUUCAUUAGGAGCUCUGAAUAUUUGUUAUCUGUUCUACUCCUGAAGUGAUUUAAGUUUAAAUUACAUCUUUCAGGCACUAAAAAAGAAGCAAAAAUCAUAUUUAAGCAUUCUCUUUGAUAUUUUUACUUAUGUAGUAAGAUACAGAAAUAAAGGAGAAUGAGCUGAAUCAGAAACCCGCCACUGGCUCUUGUACUUUUAUGUACCGUACCAGAUGGAGAUAAGCUAUUAUCAAUCAGUCAUUAGUUCAUACUAUUCUGAAUAUUAGUUAACAAUUAACAAGAAUCUCUAAAUAAGUUUUGCUACAUCCUUCAGUAUAAGUGAAGUUUUUUCUUGAGAAGGGAACUUUUGUCAACACCUAUACAUUAAACUUUGAGCAUCGCUGAUACCACCAAAGAAGAUUCUGUAGUCUCUUUGAUAAUACUGUCUUAUCACCUGAAUAUUAUAGGGAAAAUGUUACUAUAUUAUAUCAUCUCAAUAUUAUAGGGGAAAACAACAUGGAGAGAAAACCAAUUCUAGGUCUGUAACGGCUUACUUUUAGUAUUAAAAUUUAUUUACUCAAUUAAAUUUUCUUUUAAUAUCACCCAAUCCUGACCAUGCACAAAACUCUUGUUUCAGAUUUCUUUUCCAGCAAACCUUCUAUAAUUUUCCUUUUUACUUUCAAAUUUUGUCCUAUUAACCCUUUUUUUGUUUGUUUGUUUUCUUUCCAGGAAAAAAUUACUUUCUUUUCCCUUUAAACUGCAUUUCCAUUCCUUGUAUCUUUCUCCCUUUCAUACAAAGAUGUGAUCCUUAUUAAUUUUAUUACUUUUAAUUACAUAUAAUAUCUAGAACUCUUAACUUUUAAAGACUUUUCCCUUUCUUUUUCUUCUGGUUUUGAUUCUACUUGAUUGAGUUAAUUAGACUUUCUCAAGUCCUUGUGGGUUGUACUUACAUUUCUGCUUUGUAGAGAUUUGUAAAACAAAAAGUUACUUUUAAUUUCCCAAAGAACAUUUCUGCUACCUAAAUUCUAUAAAAAGAUUGAUUUGUAUAGCUACAUUUUCUUUAAUUUGUCUCUUUAUAUCUUCAAGAAGAUUUCCAACUAAACUAGAAAUCAAGAAUUCUAUGUUUGAGAACUUUAGAGUUCAAUUUAUAAUGCCUUUAAAAGUUUGGACCAAGUCCCUUUUUCUGUAUACACAAGUUAAACCCAGUGCAAUUUACCCUAGAGGCAAAGAAAAACUCCAUUAUUGGUAGUAUUAGCUCCUUGAUAUUAGCUUCAUAUUGUGCGAGUUCAGGUAAGCCUGAUGGUUUCCUUUAGCAUUGAGAAGUGGAGUAUUUCUGCAAUGUCAGUAAACAAGGAUGGUAAUGCCAUCAGCAACCCUCCAAAUGUGAAUUUCUGAGCCCUGGAGGCACCCAGGAAGAAGAAAAAGACCUGCUAUUUGGAAGUAAUAAGGUUGCAGGCACUACCUGUGGUGAGCACUGAGGGGCUCAGGAUGUGAAAAAUGCAAGAUUCUGGCCCCAGAUAACUGAGUUUAAUACGAAAGGAAUGAUUUCAGUGAGUCCAGACUCAUGCAUCUUCCCAUACAUGGAAUAGCACUAAAUUCCUUGAUACUUGUUUUUCUUUAAUUCGCAAAGGUACUUUUGAUGUUAAGACUACCUGUCCUUUGUUGCAAACUUCUAUAUAACCUGACUCCCCCCCGCCCCUUUCUCCUCAGAGCAAUUCUCUGAGGACUACUUGAGAUGCUGCCUCCUGGGCUUAAGACCUUAAAAUUUCCACUAAAUAAAACAUAACUCUCAACUUUUAGGAUGUCACAAUUUUUUAAGUGAACAGCUAUGGCAACCAAUGAAGGCAGCAGAGCAGAUUCUUUUCCUCCACCUGAACUCCACAAGGAUCCAGAGCCUUGGUACCAGCAGCGGCCCCUUUUGCCCAUCUGCCUCCUCUGGGAGUCCAGACAGAUUUAAGUGAGGCUCUCCUGGUUCUCAGAUCUUCUGUACUGGUCGAUGAUCCUGAGUUUUAUUUGAUGGAGUAUAGCAGGUACCUACCCUCUCUCACUUGAAAGACACUGGGGCAUACCCAUUCAAGGUCUAGAUACUGGGUGGGGCUUGGUUAAAAGAUACCAGGAAUAUCCACCCAGUUGAAAGAUAUUGGGAGGAGGUUGAUUGAAAAAUACCAGGAAAAAAAAAAAAAGAGAGAGAGAGAAAGAUACCAGGGAAUAUCCACUCAGUGGAAAGGUGGGGAGGGCUCAGUUGAAAGAUACAGAGGGAUACCUGGGGCUUGGUUGAAAGACACCAAGGUUGCUCCAUUGUAGGAGACUGUGUGGUCUGUGCUGGGUAGUUAGGUAAGAGGCUGAUCUUAUCUGAUGCUUUUCCUCAAUUCGGAUGCCUUAACAGAAUUUGUUGGAGAAAAAAAAAAAAAGUGAAGAUACUGUAUGAGAGCUUUGCUCUAAAGUAAAGGGACAAGACUCCUCCCAGCUAGUUAUGGUUUUUUCAGGUGACUGAGAAAUUUACAGUGGUGGUGGAGGCUGAGUCCUCUUACCAUGAAGUGGUCCCAUAGGGAAGCUUACUUAUUAAUUAAAACACUUGCUCAUCCAGGGGUCACAAAUAAGAACUGGCAAUUCAGUGAUCUGAGCAUCCUCUAUGGUCUUAGACCACUGGAGGGAGAAUUCAAGACAUGUAAGAUGAGCUGAAAUGACUCUGGGAUGACUCCCGGAGGAGUUAAGCCCACAAGCACCACAUAGGCCCACCAAAAAAUCUCACUAGUAAAAUUUAUUCCUGCCAAGUUCAACUUAAAAUGGGAAAUAAAAUCUCUCAAAAACAAGGGGCAUCAGAAAGUCAACUUCCAAUUAACACCCUAGCCAGAUUCACAUACAGUGUGUACAGAACUCAUACCUAGUUAAUUGGGGGAAUUAUACUAAAGUAUCAGUUCAGUUCAGUUCAGUUCAGUUGCUCAGUCAUGUCUGACUCUUUGUGACCACAUGAACCACAGCAUGCCAGG
This is a messenger RNA of Bubalus bubalis (water buffalo), 4231 nucleotides long. RefSeq lists its product as uncharacterized. Lineage: Eukaryota; Metazoa; Chordata; Mammalia; Artiodactyla; Bovidae. Bases 1 to 603 code for a protein of 200 amino acids. The record is from RefSeq and is a predicted model, not a curated record. The transcript is spliced from 4 exons.